AAAUAAUGAAAUUUUGGCAACACUGUUUCUGCCCGCUUAAUGGAUGCUGAAAAAACAAAUAACUUCUGUAUAUUACGUUAAACAACAAAUAACAAUGUACGGAGUAACGCAAUUCAUGGAGAAUGGGAGAUUGCAGGUGCUGGCAGUACCCAUGAGCUGGGUACGAAAAGGUUUCCUCCAUUGGCCCAAAGGCUUGAGCAACGAGAAAAUCGACAAGUUGCGGAAAGAAGGAACGGAAUUCCAUGGUGCGACAAAACCCAUACCAGUGAUGGUAAUGAAAAAGUUCCGGAGUUUCCAGGCAGCAGAGACUUCAGUCGAGGAGCUCGCCAAGAAGGAUGUAUCCGAUUUUGAGGGAAAGAAGAAGCAACUUAAAUCUCUUAAGGAGAAAAAAAUAAAGCAGAAUCAUAAUGAUUACAACAAGCUUUGUGCAGCUAUAAUGAAUGGAAAAGAACAAGCUCAAAGCUCCAGAGCAUUACCAACAUACACGGUACCAGCUGUCUCAAAAUCCAGUCUGCAUCCUCUGGUAGAACCAAUGCUUUUGUGUCCAGACUCUUUGCCUGGUCCGUCGUCACUAGUAGCUCCGUCGACUUCAGUUGCAGCUGUUCAAAGUCAAGCGUUUGAUACAGAGGUCAACCGGACAAUAAAUUUGCAACAUGAGAAAAAUACAGUGACGUGCAUUUCUGGACAGAUCCAAGUUGAGAAUUUGGAUGUUAUUAGCACCUUACCAGAUUCUUUUGACCAUCAAAACGAAGUCCGUCCAUUAUCAGAAGCGUAUUCAAACGACAUGAAUAAUACAGCUAAUGAUGCAGGACAAAUGGACAACGUGACCGAUCUGGACGCAUUAAUAAAGAAAAAUAUCGUUGAUGCUGUUAAUGCAAUUGUUCCUAUCGCCAUUCAGAACUACCUUGAUCAACAUAUCGACAAAGUUAUUGAUCGUUCAGUAUCUGCUGCUGUCGAUAGGUGUUUUGCGUCCAAUUUUGCUCGUCUUACUGCUAUGACAGGAGUGCUGAAUAAAUCUAAUGCUGGAGAGGAUGUUACGGCAGAGACGCACUCAUUAAUCGACACCGAGGAACAAUUGGUUGAUUGGAACACUGAUUUAUCAAACGAUGUCGUACGGAAGAAAUAUAUGGAGUAUUUUUCAAAAAUUAUUAUUCCUAACUCUUUUACUGAGAAAGGGGAUAAUGCAUUUUACAUCGUCGCAGAUUGUCUUUUCACAAGACGAUUCUGGAACCGUUUUACAUGGACAGGCGUUAAUAGAGGUGAAAAGUCCAAACAUGGUUUCCGUGAAUUCGGUAACGUUACGCAGCUUCUUCUGACCAUCGUCCAGAUUGGAGAUCCUUCAUACACAAGACAGCAACUUGAGAAGUUUUGCAAAACCCGUUUGUUCAGGCACGCCAAAUCAAGAUCUAGCAACAAAAUGCUGCGGAAGUCAUCCUGUCGAACCAAGCGAGGUGCUAAAGGAAAAAGGAUUAAGCACGAACAUUCUUCCGAAGCUGAAAGUGCAGACAACGCUGGUCCCGGUGAUACUGACGUUGAUGAUCUGGAUGUAGAUAAUCUUGAGAACAUUUCGACAUUUGAGCAAUCGUCUGAUGACGAAGGGGGUGAAGAACAAUCGUUAUCAAGCAGCAUUGACUCGUAAUGGAGCGUAUUGAUUUUGUGGUUUUGACAGCUAAAUCAAAUGACCUUUUUAUUAUUUGAAUAUAUCGAAUCAAUUUAUUAAUAAAACUUUAAGUAUAACUCGUAACAUUAA
Molecule: messenger RNA, 1750 nt
Organism: Armigeres subalbatus
Lineage: Eukaryota; Metazoa; Arthropoda; Insecta; Diptera; Culicidae
Exons: 6
Coding region: 44-1639 (531 amino acids)
Source: RefSeq, a predicted model, not a curated record